Messenger RNA from Macrosiphum euphorbiae (potato aphid), 597 nucleotides. NCBI's taxonomy places the organism in Eukaryota, Metazoa, Arthropoda, Insecta, Hemiptera, Aphididae. The record is from the annotation of a GenBank genome assembly.
AUGAUGUUAAAAAUUUUACAAUCACAUUUUUUUAGAAAAACUAUAGUUGGAAUGAAUUCACGUUGCUUAUGGCAAUGGAUUGAUGACACAUUCAACCGUUUGGAUGAUGAUCGUAUCAAGGAAAUUGGCCCUAACUUGGCAUGUGCCGAAUGGCUCAUGAAAAAUGGGGCACAAGUCAGAUGGAAAGGUUGUAAGGAAUAUGUCCGACAUUAUGAUUACUUGCCCAAUACAACACCAGUUCACCGUGAACAAUUUCUAAUACAGCAAGUUUACGCUGGGAAAGAAGCUUCAAUCUCACAUUUAGGGUUUAGUUAUUUUAAAAACUGUAAACAUAUUUCUGAAGUGGAAUUUGAUGGAUGUAACUCAAUUAAUAAUAAAGCAUUAAUUGAACUUAAUAUAUUGAAAGGUUACUUGACAAGCUUGAAAAUUAAUAACUGUGCAAAUGUUUCUGACCAAGGAAUAAUAUCAUUGAAACAUCUUCAGGAAUUAAAACAUUUGGAGUUGAAAAAUAUAAAAUUUUUAAGCGACCCUGAAAAAACGAUUGACUUUCUGAGAACAAAGUUGCCAGAAUGCAACAUAGAAUACCAUAAUAAAUGA